AUGGCAGCAUUACGGAAGUGUUCCUGGGCGGUUCUCGUGUUGACAAAUCUUGCAGUAUUUGCAACUGCAACUGACGAGAACCUGCUUUUCAAUCCGUUAAAGUCAAAAGACUUGAACGACUUCGUCUCACCACCUUUCGUCAGAGUCGUCUAUUUUUUCAAAGGAGAACUACCGCUUCAACAACCGGACAGGUUUUUACUGAAUUUUAAACAGGCAUCUGAUAUCUUGGAAGAUUAUGGUGUAAAGACGGCGACGCUCCAUUGUAAGAAUGAGGCAAUGAAUGAAUAUUGUAGUAGAAAACAUUCGGUUGCUGAGUCUGUCUUUAUAUUCAGAGGUGGAAAUCUAUUAUUGGAAAUCCAAUUAGCAUCAAUGUUUAAUAUAGAUGCAAUUGUUUCAAAUAUUCUGCAGAUGGUUAUGCUGGGUGAGGUACCGAUUGUCUCUGAUGAAGAGAAGCUUCAACAGAUAAUGGAUAUGAAUAAAGGGAAACAGGACGUACUAUAUUCAUAUCAGAGAGCUGUUGGUACACUUGAGCACAGAGUUUUUAUGGAGGUAGCUUUUGUUUAUAGCAAUCAAUAUGCGUUUGCGUUGUCAACCUCGACUGAAGUGGCUCGCCUUAUAAGUUCCACCGAUGUAAGACAUCCUACCAUAUGGUACUUGCAGUGCAAGUCGGUUUCACCAAUGGAUGCCUCUACCAAGUCGUGCCCCGUACUAAGAUACACCGGUCCAAUCAAUCUUGAAACAUUCUCCAAAUACAUGAAACUGAUUAGCAUGCCAAAUGUUUUGGACUUCCAGGAAAGCAUGUUGACCAAAUCUGAGUUUGACGACUUACAAGUACACAGAGCAUACAUUUUUACCGAUGCUGCCUCGUACAAAAGCACACAAGCUCUGACAGCUGAACUAGGCAGCCACUUCAUUGGUAGCAUGGUUUUUCUCAUUGUUAACGUCAACAAGUUGCCUACAUAUGUUGUGAAACAAUUAGGCUACGGCUCACAAGUUACUGAAGUUCCAUCGGCUGCUUUCAGAUCAUAUGGCAGUAACAAUUUAGAAUACAUGUCUGUAAAGUUCACUGAGACCAAUAUAAGAAACUUUCUGAAACAUGUACUGGAUACAUUCAAUGAGGAGACAAUGGACGAGAGACUGUAUACAGACAACCAUCCUAUUUUUGAAGUGCCUCCUCAGGAAAUUCAAGAUGACCCUGUUGCUGAAGAUGCUUACCUGAUAAGAAACAAGAAAUUCAAUACUACCAGUAUCCCCGCACUAACAGACAAGACGUUUCCAGCCAUGCUUUCUGAAAAGAAUCUUUUCUUGGUUAUGUUUUAUGUACAAUGGGACCCUAGAACGCAGGUCUUCAUGGAGCACUAUGCAGAGGCAGGUAGAAUGCUAGAACACAUGACAUCUGACAAUACCAGCCCUCUCGCUCGGGUCAACUGUGCAGACUGGCCGGAUGUCUGUGAGAAAAACGAUGUUAUAAGAUAUCCGACUUUCAUUCUUUUCAAGAAUCAUAAACGAAUGAGUGAAUACCAGGACAGGCUGGACACCAUGACUGUUGUCAAGUUUGUUAGUUUGCACCUCCAACAAAAUCCAGUGACUCUGACAACCAAAGCUGAAGUAACACAAUUCUUGGAAGGAGGCAUGGCGAGCACUGGGAUGUACGUUUUAGUACUGGGUCUUUUCAAAGAAAAGGACACAGAAGAACUGAAAGCUUUUGCCACAGUUGCUUCAGAUCUCCGUCAUAGGUUUAUGUUUGGUAUAAUGAAAGGAGGAAGUCUUGCUGAGGGGACGGCACAAUACUUUGGUACUGGUCUUUCCAGUGUUGUUAUAAUUAAAGAACAAGAUAAAGAUGAAGGCUUUACAGUUCUUAAAGAUGAUCUGACACAGGGUAAUAUAGCAAAGUUCAUCGAGGAAUCUUCGCUGCCAGUCUUUCCUGCUUUAGAACCAGAAAACUUUGUGGCUCUACGCUCUCUUAAGAAGCCCUUUGUCAUCUUGUUUUUUUCGGUUGAUAACUCCAAGGUGGAAGUGAGAAAAGUUAUGACUGAGAUGGCUAAAAGUAGACAGUUCAAUGAUUUUGUACUUUGCUACAUGGAAGUGGGUAUGAACUCUAACUCUAUGGGUUCAUUUAUUCUGCAUUCGUACAUUGAUGAGCCUAGUCUACCAACCAUUGUUACUGUCAACCAUGACAAUGGCAAGCUGUAUAACUACCCUAUGGGAAAUGAUUUUAGCAAGCAAUCCAUUUCAAAAUGGUUGCAGGGCAUAUCAAGCGGAAAAGCUGGUCUACAAACUGGUGAGCUUAAGGAUGGAAAAUGGAAACCCUUGUUGCCUGCUUAUGAUUUCCUUGCAAUGAUUGACAGCGAAGAGGCUGAGUACAGAAAGGAGGUAGAAGAGUCAAUGGGAGGUGGUAGGAUCCCCUCCAGAAGUGGUGGCACUGCUCCUAAACCUAUUCCCAUGCCGACUUCAGAGCCGGGAACCCCGCCACAACCAUCCAUACACACCGAGCUAUGAUGACCUCUUUCAUAUAUAGUAUUAUUUAUUAUUAUGAUAAUUAUUAGAUGCAGAAUAUCUUUGUUUUCAGUCAUAUACAUGCAUAAGCACAUGUGC
Saccoglossus kowalevskii is the source of this 2595-nucleotide messenger RNA. RefSeq names its product thioredoxin domain-containing protein 16-like. The record is from RefSeq and is a predicted model, not a curated record. Lineage: Eukaryota; Metazoa; Hemichordata; Enteropneusta; Harrimaniidae.